GGGAGGGAUGGCAGCGGCAAGCCGGGGCGCCAGGGGGAGCAGAACUGCCAGGUCCUGGUCAUGGACUUCUGCGACAUGGGCUCCCUGGCUGACGUGCUCAACACCAGCCUGCUGCGGCACCACGCGGGGCGGGUGGCCAUGCCCGCCAUCCUGCACUGCCUGCUGGAGGUGGCGUCGGCGCUGCACUACCUGCACUCCAUUGGUAUUGUGCACUACGACCUGAAGCCCGAGAACGUGCUGCUCAAGUCGUCAACCAUUGACAGCAGGGGCUUCAACUGCAAGGUUGCCGACUUUGGUCUGUCCAACAUCGUGUCCGACAACUCCUACUUUAACAAGCACGCGGAGGGAACCAUCACGCACCUCGCGCCCGAGGCCAUGCAGCCCAACGGGAAGCUGACAAAGGCGGUGGAUGUGUAUGCGUUCGGCAUCAUGAUGUGGGAGCUGUACACCGGCCUGCGGCCCUACACCGGCUUCCGUACCAUUGACGUGGCGGUCAAGGUGUCCAAGGAGGGGCUGCGACCCGAGUUCCCAUCAAGCACCCACCCCUCCUUCAAGGAGUUGGCUCAGCGCUGCUGGCAGGGCGACCGGCGGCUGCGACCCACCUUCCGCCUGGUGAUGGAGCGGCUGCACGAGAUGCUGAAGGACGCGGAGCUGGUGGGGCGCGAGAGCUGCCUCACCAUGAGCGGCAGCUCGGCGGCCAAGCUGCCGCUGUAUCCGGACUAUCUGCAGGAGGGCGCGGACAGCGAUUUCCCGCUCCACAUCCUGUGAGCCGAGAUCCCUUCGUCCUCUUGAGGCAGUCCAGCUCCUGUGAGCAACCGCCGUACGUGGUAACAUCAACAGCUGCGGCAGCAAACACAACAGCUGCGGCAGCAAACACAACAGCUGCGGCAGCAAACACAACAGCUGCGGCAGCAAACACAACAGCUGCGGCAGCAAACACAACAGCUGCGGCAGCAAACAGAACAGCUGCGGCUGGAAGAGCAGCAGCGGCAGAAACAGCGGCAAGGGCAUGAGAAGCAGUCAGCACCAGAAACAACGCCAGCAGCAGCAUUGGCAGCAGGGGCGCCAGUCGAACGGCCUUGUUGCUGUGCGGCUGUCACGGGGAGAUGGAGAGGCGGCAGCGGAGGCGGAGAAGGGGUAAACGAGCGGGAUUGUGCCGGAGCCAUCUGAUGCCGUGAGCUUGCUUGCCGUGCCGUGCCGUGCCGUGUCUUUCCUUCUCUGCUACGUCGUUCGACGAUGACCUGUGCCCACAUAAUUAGCCGCGAGUUCGGAACAUGGGUCUGUGUGUCCGUGUGUUGUUUCCCUUCCCUCACUUGGCAGCAGCUACUGCGUCAGGAGUUGUGUGUUGAAAGCACUGAGUCGGCUGAGUUGUGUGCGUGUUGAUAAAACUGGUUCUUGCGUGUUUGUGCGUGUGCGUGUUUUGGGGGUAUCAUUGAACAUUGUUAUGUAGCAACACUGUUGACUGGGGGGGGGCUGCCCCCGGCUGGAGGCGUGCGUCCUAAACUGGCAAUCUGGCGACUCCACCGAAUGUGUGUUUAACAAGGGGCAAAAUGGCAGAGUAGGGGGGAUAGCGCUUGUGAUGAUUGGAUGCGGUUUGUGGUGCCGAUGCUGGAAAAACACGACUGGUGAAUUUCCCAUGCUUGUCUCGUGUGCAUUUUUGUGCUGAAAAACGCAACUGUCAACUACUGCUUUCAAGAUAUGAGGCUGUGACUAAUAAUUAACAACUUUGCCGGGUACUGUCAUCACGUGUGAUUGCAGCGAACACGAACGAACGAGAACCCUCAAUUUUAUCUAAAUAAUAAUUUAACGCGGGGGCGCCUGAAUAGGCAUCAUAAGAUGUUAUACUACGUGUUGUUUCAAUGAAAGAGGAACGUGGAAGGGUAAGAUGGGGGAUGG
Molecule: messenger RNA, 1896 nt
Organism: Astrephomene gubernaculifera
Lineage: Eukaryota; Viridiplantae; Chlorophyta; Chlorophyceae; Chlamydomonadales; Astrephomenaceae
Source: the annotation of a GenBank genome assembly